Iphiclides podalirius (scarce swallowtail) is the source of this 351-nucleotide messenger RNA. NCBI's taxonomy places the organism in Eukaryota, Metazoa, Arthropoda, Insecta, Lepidoptera, Papilionidae. The record is from the annotation of a GenBank genome assembly.
AUGCCGGCGCGCGCUGGCGGCGGCGCGGCUGCGGCGGGCGGUGUGCUGCCGCCGCGGCGAGGCGAGGCGAGGCGCCCUCCGGCCCCCGCCGCCCCGUCGCCACUACGUCGCCCCCCGCCGCGCGGCCCAGCCGCUCAGCGCCACCUCGCAGAUUCAUCUCGAAUCUCGAACCCGUCGCGGGACGCCGCCGCUCCAGGAGCGCGGAGCGGGGCGCAGCAUCCAGCAUCCGACGCCCACGCACACUCGCUCAGCCGCUCAGCCGCUCGGGCGCACUACCGCCGCAGACGCACUGGCGGGAAGACGCCGCCGCGGAAGGCGCCUCCGACUCCGUUAUCUAACGCCACCACGCGU